UCUCGUUCCCUCUGUUUCGCAACGCCGGCCAGAAAAGUGUCUGUUCUACCAAAUAAAGUCAAAUUGUCAUCUCAAAACAAUCAUCAAAGUUGAAAUUUUUCUCUGUUUCAACAGCUUCUGUUCAUGUGAUCAGUCCACUGGAGAACCCGGUACACGGAAGUUUCUUGCUUGAGAUCGCACAAGUGUGGAGUUUCAGAAAUUUUAUGUUAAAAGACAUGAAGAGCGAAGAGCAAGCUCGGUCCUUGUUCGGAAUUUCUCUGUCAGGGAGACCGAAGUGGCAACAAUUCAUCAUUUGCUCAUCUGGGUUCUUCUUUGGUUACCUCGUCAAUGGCAUAUGCGAGGAAUACGUGUACAACAGGCUUCAAUUCAGCUAUGGUUGGUACUUCACAUUUGUUCAAGGAUUUGUGUAUCUGUUUCUUAUUUACCUCCAAGGCUUCAGCACCAAGCAAAUGGUGAAUCCAUGGAAGACUUAUGUGAAACUCUCCGCAGUGCUUAUGGGUUCCCAUGGGCUCACAAAGGGGUCGUUGGCUUUUCUCAAUUACCCCGCACAGCUCAUGUUCAAAUCAACAAAGGUUCUGCCAGUGAUGAUAAUGGGCGCCUUCAUACCGGGACUGAGGCGGAAGUACCCGGCUCAUGAAUACGUGUCCGCAAUUCUCUUAGUGGUGGGUCUGAUCCUUUUUACCUUGGCCGAUGCUCAGACAUCCCCGAAUUUCAGUGUAAUCGGUGUGGGGAUGGUGUCGGGUGCUCUAGUUAUGGACUCCUUCCUGGGUAAUUUGCAAGAAGCCAUCUUUACCAUGAACCCUGAAACCACACAGAUGGAGAUGUUGUUCUGUUCAACUGUGAUGGGCUUGCCUUUCUUGAUCCCACCCAUGCUCUUGACUGGAGAAUUGUUUAAAGCAUGGAAUUCAUGCUCCAAGCAUAUGUAUGUAUAUGGUGUAUUGGUGUUCGAAGCAAUGGCCACAUUCAUCGGCCAAGUAUCGGUCCUCUCUCUCAUUGCCAUAUUUGGAGCUGCAACCACAGCCAUGAUAACUACAGCAAGAAAGGCAGUGACAUUGUUGCUGUCAUACUUGAUAUUCACAAAGCCAUUGACCGAGCAGCACAGUACGGGCCUCUUGCUCAUAGCCAUGGGAAUCAUACUGAAGCUCUUGCCUGACUCCAAUCCUCCCAAGAGGGCCUUAAAACCAUCACUAUCCACUGAUGCCAAGAUGGGGAAAUUAACUCAUCAUCGUGAUGAAAAAGCCCAAUUACAGAGCCAAGAAGAGGAAGAAAAGAGGCCAUUGGUUUGAGAAGAUUUGCUGCCGAUGGGCAUCACAAGCUUGAACACCAGCAACCAUUGUCAACGCCUUGUUCAAUGGCUUAAAAAUGCUUUCUUUAAUUUUUCCCCCCUUUUCUUGACCAUCUUGCGUGGGCAUUAGCAAAGCUGCCAAUUUGAAUUGAGGAUGGUUCUAUUUUAGUUCGACUUUUGUGGUGGCAUCAGGUCCUAUUCA
This is a messenger RNA of Rhodamnia argentea, 1487 nucleotides long. Its product is annotated as UDP-galactose/UDP-glucose transporter 4-like. NCBI's taxonomy places the organism in Eukaryota, Viridiplantae, Streptophyta, Magnoliopsida, Myrtales, Myrtaceae. The transcript is spliced from 7 exons. Gene Ontology annotation, biological process: transmembrane transport. Bases 204 to 1286 code for a protein of 360 amino acids. Gene Ontology annotation, cellular component: endoplasmic reticulum membrane; Golgi membrane. Gene Ontology annotation, molecular function: transmembrane transporter activity. The record is from RefSeq and is a predicted model, not a curated record.